UCUGCAGAACAAACCACGAGGAGCAGAGCUCCACUUCCUCCUGCUACCGGAGAGGUUCAUACUGGAUUUAACUUCCACCAAGUCGACACUUUAAACCUGGAUUGUGUUUCUUUUUAUGCACCUUUGUCUGCACAAAUGCUCCACGGUCGAUGACAGUGGAAAUGCUGGAAGGCCAACCACUUUACAUCAUGGUUUCUUGAGCCGGUUUUCUGCCAACACUUCACAGAGAUUAUUACCACUCUGGGCCAUGACUGAGCUGCUUCCCAACACCAGCAUUCCCGUGGGCACAGCAGCUCUUCUGGUGACCUCUGACUGUCCAUUUAACCUGACUGCGACUGCGCAGACGGGACAUGGCUCUGGCCAGUCACUUCCACCCCUCUGCACCCUCUGCUGCUGUGGGAUGCUCAACCGCACCCUCGCUGUGGCCUUCAUGGUCAGCCUGGCGUUUGCUAUUGUGGUUGGAAAUGUGGUUACUCUGACAGUGUUUGUGCAAACUAGGCAGUCGAGAACACCACAAGGGUACUUGAAAGUGUCUCUGGCCAUAGCAGACAUGAUGGUGGGUGUUGUCGUGGUUCCUUUCUCUGUUUUCACUGAAAUCUCUCUGAUGGUGACCAGCGCUCCUCCCUUGUGGUACCAGGGUGGUACAUCGGCAUCCUUCAGUGACAUGGAGAGCCCCUGGCAGCCCUGCAUGCUGAUUGGUCCCGUGUUUGCGGGAUGCACCUUUGUCUCCAUCAGCACCAUCUUCCUGAUGACUCUGGAGCGCAGCGUGGCCAUCCUGUGGCCGCUCCACAAAGACGCGCUGGUGACCAGAAGGCGAACAUUGCUCCUCAUCCUGCUGUCCUGGGCAGCCAGCUUCCUGCUGGCUCUCGCCCCUCUCAUCUUCAGCAGCAACUUUACUUUGGAGUACAAUGAGUGCAGUCGCAUGUGUAACUAUGCCCCACUGUUGUUUGGAGGCCGACUCCCACCCGAUGCCAACAUUUUGCUGCUGUUCCCAGCGUUUGACUUCACACUUCUGGGUGGCACAUUAGCAGUUAAUGUUGUGUCCUUCACAAGCAUUCGCCGAUACACCCAAAAACGCAAACUGCUCUCAGAGGGGAGUCUGAGUGAUGGAGGGGGAGGAGGAGGAUGCUCCCACAGACCAUCAUUCUCAGACAUUAAGGCUGCAAAGACAAUCGGCAUACUGACAUUUGCCUUCACAGCAUCCUUCUCUCCCAUCGCAGUGUUUGUGCUGGGAAAUGUGGUGGGAUACACGUGGUGCAACUUUUCUUUUCUCGCCUUCUGGAUCCUGACAGGAAACAGCUGCUGUAAUGUCAUCAUCUACAGUGUGAGGGACCACCGCUUCAGGAAGGGUGUGACCCUGCUUUUUCAAAGAGAGCAGUCCCCUCCCCACGGUGAGAAGACCUGAGGACUGUUUUGUUUUAGCAAGCACAUUUUUUGUGGCUCUGGUCCAAAAUAUUAAAUGAUUGCAAUCAUGUUAUCCAAAUGAGGAUCAAUGUGCGGAGUCGAAGCUUUGCAGAAGGGAGAAAAUGUGGAAACAGUCCAUGUUUUUUCCAGAUCUACUUUGGUCUGGGCAAUCAUGCAGGUUGGGAGCUUUUACCACAAAGACAAGGUUUCAAGUCCAGUUGCAAACAAAUCCAGGUGAAUCAACCACAGGUCAACGUUUCAGAGUUGUAUGAAUGUUUCAAGUUGCAGUAACACUUACUCAGCUGAGAAUGUAGUAAAAUUGAGAAGAUCAUAAUUUUCAGUUGCAAGUCAGAGUCGAAGAUGCCAUAAUUUUAACUUUCAUACAUAUUCAAAGAUUGUAAGAAUGCCGUUCUUGGUUUUACCAUACAGAGACAAAG
This is a messenger RNA of Xiphophorus maculatus (southern platyfish), 1841 nucleotides long. Its product is annotated as trace amine-associated receptor 13c-like. The record is from RefSeq and is a predicted model, not a curated record. Gene Ontology annotation, biological process: G protein-coupled receptor signaling pathway. Lineage: Eukaryota; Metazoa; Chordata; Actinopteri; Cyprinodontiformes; Poeciliidae. The transcript has 3 exons. Gene Ontology annotation, cellular component: membrane. Gene Ontology annotation, molecular function: G protein-coupled receptor activity. The coding region runs from base 116 to 1405 and encodes 429 amino acids.